Molecule: messenger RNA, 2389 nt
Organism: Malurus melanocephalus (red-backed fairy wren)
Lineage: Eukaryota; Metazoa; Chordata; Aves; Passeriformes; Maluridae
Gene: CHID1
Product: chitinase domain containing 1
Exons: 13
Coding region: 1023-2219 (398 amino acids)
Biological process (GO): carbohydrate metabolic process
Cellular component (GO): extracellular region
Molecular function (GO): oligosaccharide binding; chitin binding
Source: RefSeq, a predicted model, not a curated record
UAUUCCCCCUCUUCUUUCCGCAGUAUAGCUUUUAUUGUUUUCAUUUAAAAACGCAUCAGGAGUAUGCUUCCUGRUCUUCCUUUACUAAGUGAUGCAGGCUCGUCCUGCAAAUGUAGUUAGAAUCUAGUUUCUUAGUAAUAAAUAAGAACAAACUAUUAAAAUAAGUUUCCAACCAAGAGUUUAUACUGGAUUGUCAGUAGCAGAAACCAUUUUGCCACAGGCUCAGUGCUUACCAUAAAUCUAGGAGUGGAUGUUGACUUAACAGYAAUUGACAGAUGGAUGCGAGGAUACGAUCCUGUCAAGGAAAUGAGCGCAUUUUGAUGUCUAAUUAGAGUUCAGUGAUGUUUUUUUAGACUUCUGUUCUUCAGCUGUUAGAUGUUAUCUUCUUUUCAGGGAAGUGGAUGCUAUUACUAAUUGUUUCUGAAAGUGAAAUCAAACACCUCCAAAUCGAUAUAUACGAGUUUCUGGUUGAAUUGAUAUCCUGUCCACAUAGUUAAGACUUGUAUUGACUAUUCAGGCUCUCAAUUGUUCCUCUCUGCAAUAGUUUAUAGAUCUUGCCAAGUUAGAUGGAACAUACGAGAUACUAUCAAAAGCAACCUGCUUUGUCUCAUUUCUUUAGAAUGUAGAAAACAACGGGGUUACCAGUCACCUUGAAGUCAAAGUAGAAGCAUAAGACCUUAAUUAUUUGUAAUAGUGAAUUUCAAGCAGUAUAGCAAUUUAGCUUUUACCACACUCUCUGGAUCAAAAAAAUAUUAGAAGGCUUUCUGCUUUUAUUUUGUAGUUUAUAAAAGACUAAAAGAGUCAAAUGUUUUUGUACAUGAGGGUUUUGAUACUCUGUGUUCUUCGGUGAUACUGGCAUUGGUUUUUUUUCCAGCACUUCUGCCAUGAUCCUACUUUUUUGCCUAGUCACAGAUUCCCCUCCUUUCCUGCAGAAUGCCUAAAUCCUACCCUAAAUAUCUCUGAUUUUUAAAAUUUCAGCAGUAAGCCAGACUCGUCCAAAUACGAGAGAAGAGAAACUUGACAUGGGGAAAAACACCAUGAAACUUCUCUGUGCUUCAAUUUCGCUUACCRUGAUUUGCUGGCUAGCUGAAGGUACCCUGUCAAAAACAGAUGCAAAGAAAGGUGCUACAAAAAAACUGGAGGAAAAGGUGSUGCAUUCUGAUAAAACUGUACAGGACCGGGGUUUGGUAGCUGUGGAUCCAAAAGCAAAGGAUAUUAUACUGGAACAUAAAAGUUAUUGCUCCAAGAAGAUCAAGGAAAAACAUUUCUCAGGAGAUGUUCUGGGAUAUAUUACUCCUUGGAAUAACCACGGCUAUGACAUUGCUAAAAUAUUUGGAAACAAAUUUACACUAAUCUCACCAGUUUGGUUGCAAGUGAGAAGGAGGGGAAAGGAACGGUUCCAGUUCACUGGGCUCCAUGAUGCUGAUCAAGGCUGGAUGAAAGAUGUCAGAAAAACCUCCAAGAACAUCAAAAUAGUGCCUCGAAUUUUGUUUGAUGGCUGGACUUACCAAGACUUUGACAGUGUUUUUGGCAGUGAAGAUGAGAUAGAGGAGCUUUCCAAGAACAUGGUUCUGCUAGCCAAGAAUGAAAAUUUUGAUGGUUUUGUAGUUGAAGUUUGGAGUCAGCUGGGAAAUCAAAAGCAAACGGAGUUGAUUCACUUGCUCACUCACCUUUCUGAAGCUCUUCAUGAAGCACAACUUAAACUUAUACUGGUCAUCCCUCCUGCAGUUGCAGCAGGGACGAAUCAGCCGGGAAUGUUCACAAAGAAAGAAUUUGAUCAGUUGGCCUCAGCAAUAGACAGCUUCAGCCUCAUGACAUACGACUAUUCAGCACCGCAUCGACCUGGUCCAAAUUCCCCCCUUCCCUGGGUACGAGCUUGUGUUGAAGUACUGGAUCCUGAUUCGARAUGGAGGAAUAAAAUACUUCUAGGACUGAAUUUCUAUGGCAUGGACUUUUCUGCUUUGGGAGCCUCUGGGGAGCCAAUCCUUGGUAGCAGGUAUAUUGAAACCUUGAAGGAACACAAGCCAAAAAUUGUCUGGGAUGAGCAAAUUGCUGAGCACUACUUUGAAUACAAAAAAAAUAAAGGAGGAAAACAUGCAGUCUUCUACCCAACACUGAAGUCCAUCCAGUUGCGCUUGGAGCUUGCAAAAGAAUUGGGCACUGGAAUAUCCAUCUGGGAACUGGGACAAGGCCUGGACUAUUUUUAUGACCUGUUUUAAAAUAAGAGAUGAUCUGAGAAAGACUUUAUUUGCUUCACUGAGGCUCCACCUUCAAUUAAUCUGGGUAUCCUGGAGAGGUGAUUUUUAAAACAUUUUUUGUAAUUUAUAUCGUAUCUGUAUUAAACUUUCAUUUUUUUCCCAAUAAAGAAUCAUYUUUGAUUUGCCACACA